Messenger RNA from Uloborus diversus, 5435 nucleotides. RefSeq names its product SHC-transforming protein 1-like. Gene Ontology annotation, biological process: cell surface receptor protein tyrosine kinase signaling pathway; intracellular signal transduction. The record is from RefSeq and is a predicted model, not a curated record. Gene Ontology annotation, molecular function: receptor tyrosine kinase binding. NCBI's taxonomy places the organism in Eukaryota, Metazoa, Arthropoda, Arachnida, Araneae, Uloboridae. Gene Ontology annotation, cellular component: plasma membrane. The transcript has 11 exons. Bases 1 to 1431 code for a protein of 476 amino acids.
AUGCCCAAAGUUCGUAUCCAGUGGUCUUCAAAUGCUCAACCUCUCCUGGGAGAAGCAGGGAUGCCUAGCGAAUGGUCGAAAAAUGGGAGCCUAAUAAAUAAGCCUCCUAGAGGCUGGCUUCAUCCGGAUUCCCAGGUUGCCGAUGGUGGAGUCAAGUACAGUGUCCGAUAUAUUGGGUGCUUGGAAGUGAAUACAUCUAUGAAAAGUCUUGAUUUUGAUCUUAGAUCUCAAGUUGCAAAGGAAUGUAUUAAUAAAGUUUGUGAAACUGCAGGCUUGAAAACCAUUGACAAGAAAAGAAAAGUUGAUAAGCGUGUGUUGCGAAUGCUGGCAGAAAAGCCGAAUAUGGAUUAUGCUGGUUCAAAUGUUAAUCUAAUAAUUACCAGCUCAUAUAUGAUGCUUUCAGUUAUGGAGUCUGGAGAGGUUAUAUCAAAUCAUGAGAUGCCAAACGUAUCAUUUGCUUCAGGUGGAGAUGCUGAUACUUUAGAUUUUGUUGCUUAUGUCGCAAAAAAUUCAAGAUUUGGGCGAGCAUGUUUCGUACUUGAGUGUGGUGGAGGUCUAGCUCAAGAUGUCAUUACAACAAUUGGGCAAGCUUUUGAACUAAGAUUCAAAGAAUUUCUGAAAAAAACUCCUCGAGCAAUUACAGUACCAGAUCGCUUGGAGAAUCCAGUGUUCAAUGGUAGUGACUGUGCUUGGGGAGAAGAUCCUGAAUAUUACAAUGAUCUACCAGGCAAGGUUCCACCAGAAGGACAACCUCCAUUGCCACCUUUGCCUGAUUAUCAACAAAAUGGCGUUGGACAUUGUGUUCUUGAUACCUCUAGCGUUCUUGACAACCAAGAACACCAAGUACUUAAAAAUCAAAAGUUGCCAAUAACAGAACCAGAAUAUGUCAAUAGCAUUGUAACUUCUGGAGAGCAGGCUGGAACUGAUUCUUUCGACAUGCAACCAUUUGAAACUGCUCUUCUGGCAGAUUCUAACCACCAGCCACCUCCUCCCCCAAGACAUAGGUCCUGUGAAUCACCCCCUCAUCCCCCACCACAUGCCUCUUCACCUUCACCUUUUGUGACUUCUGUGAAACAUAAAUGGCCUGCAGGUUUAGCCAAUCACAGGGUAGUACUUCUACAAGAAGAAUGGUUCCAUGGUCCAAUCAGCAGGAAGGAAAGUGAAACGUUGGUGGUGAGGGAUGGGGAUUUUUUGGUUCGUGAAUCUCAAGGCUCUCCUGGUCAGUAUGUUUUAACUGGCAUGCAAGCUGGGAUAAGAAAACAUUUGCUUCUUGUUGAUCCAGAAGGAGUGGUAAGAACAAAAGAUAGAACUUUUGAAAGUGUAACCCACUUAGUAAGUUUCCAUAGUGAUAAUGGCUUGCCUAUAAUAUCAGCCGAAAGUACUUUAGUACUGAGAAACCCUAUCCCAAGAACUAUGAUGCCCACUCGUUGAACAAACUUUGAAAUUUGUACAAUAUCUGACAACAGACAAAAGUGAUUAUCAAGCCUUGAAUGUUUUAAAGUUAAGUUUGUGUGUUACGUUAUAACGAAUAAUGUUGCUUGUAUAUAAUAUGAUAGUUCGAUUUUGGUGAUUAUAUAUGAAUGGAACAAAAUAUUAUAAGGUAUCCUAAUCUCGCUUCACUCAGUCUGAUUCACUUCAUGUGAAUCAGCCUCAAAGUUUACUUGGUGGAAAAAAGUGAUUUCGGCAUGUGCGCCUAUAUGCAAAAUUUUAGGGGGGGGGGGGGGAAUCUGAGAUAUUUUCCGAAUGGUUUAGCAGGAUAUGUUUCUCGUGGACACUGAUUUCAGUACAGAUUAGAGAUAUUAAAAUUUGACAUUUUAAAUAACUUAUUCAUUAAUGGCUGGAAAAGAAAUGUUUUUACAUUUUUGCAAAGAAAAAAGUACUAAAAGCAAGGAAGUUCUAAUUUCUAUAGGGGGGGGGGGGUCUUGAGCCCCCACUUGACCCCCCUCCCCAUAUGGGCGCCUAUAGAUUUCGGUUCACUUUGAAAGUCAGUGAAAGAUAUUUCAGCUGUUGAACUGUUUCACUCUGUCUGAUUCACAUCACCACGAGUGAAUCAGCAUCUUAGUUCACACCGACCUUCCAAGCGAAUCGAGAUUACAACUUUUGUUAACUAAGAUGCUGAUUCAUACAGAGUGAAUUGAAUCAGUUGGAGUGAAGCAAGAUUAGAACCUCGGCUUUUAAAUUAUAUCAAGAUAAAAAUAAUUGUUUUUAGUAUUUUACUGACUGAUAAUUUUUAUUUUUCACCAGUCUUCAUAAUAGUUGGUCAUUUAUCACGUAUUAUUUCUAAUUGCGAAUGUCAUCUGUCUAUAAGCACUUAUUGUUCAUUAAACUCAUAAAUGGCAAUCUAUUAGCAAAUUUUUAUAACUACUGCCUGUGUCCAGAAUCAGAUAGCAAUUUUUUUUUUGUAUUGCUAUGUCUUUUUUCUUCUUUAAUUGCUAUUAUAUUAACUUAAUAAUUACCUGUUUCAACCUAGAGUUUUUAAAAAUGCUUUUUUUUUGAUCAAAUGAAAAUUAUUUAAAAAAAUAUUAAGCCAAGUUGCCAAGCUACAAAUAUAAUGUGUCACAGGAAAAAAAAAAUAAUGAGUAGGAAGUAUAAAUAAUGAGUUGUGCUAUUCUUUGAAAAGAGUUAAGAUAUUAUGUUUGAAUUUGACAUAAACACAGAGGAAAAUUUUGCACCCAGUAUAAAUCUUAGCAUUCUUUUUUUUAGUAUGGUUUUUACAACAAUGCUUAUUUCCGAUUCUCUUUUUACUUUGUGUUUCUUUUCAUUGACUGAAAUAAAUAAUUCUGCUCUAAUAUUUUCUGGAGAAUAAAAAUAUGAGCAGCGUUACCUUUUACAAUUUCCAUUUGUUAUGUAAUUAUACUUCCAGAAAGUUAAAAGAGUAUCUCAAAAUAUACUUGAAAAUUACUUGCUAUGUAGAACUUACAUUAAAUGUGACUGAAAUUAAUUCUUCAAGGUACAUAUGUAUGAGGUAAACCUGUGCAAUAUAUUAUGUGAACUUGAACAUGUAAUGCACAUGUACUGUUUAUUCUUGGAAGUAUUUUGCAAGGAAAAAGUAUACUUAGUUUCAUUUAAUUAUUUUAUUUAUUAUUUUUUUUAAUUUAUUUUUUCUUGCUUUGUGAAUCAUAUAAAUUUUUUGUUAUUUUUAUUUUAAAAUUUAUUUGAUGUAUUCUAUUGAUGAAGUUUAUUGAGAAAUUUUGGGGCCCGUCAGGAAAGACUUUUAUGAGCCCCCCUCCAUAUUGUUUACCCCUACAUCCCUGCAUAUAUUUCACCCCUCCUUUAAAAAAUCUCAGGCCCCCUCCAGGCUCGUUCUCAGGCCAAUAAGUGUCCCUUCUCCCCCCCUUCCCCCUGUGUACGCCCUUGCCUGGAAGCACAUCUGUAAAAUUCAGUUCAUAUUUAGUUUUAUAAACACAUAAGUUAAUGUAGUGAAGGGUUAAGUGCUUGUUAUCUCAUGCAUGGGAGUGCAAAUCUGCAGAGUCGGAAAAUACAUAAUAAAACUAAUAUUGAAAAAAAGGGGGGGGGGGUGGAAUCUUUGUUUUCACUACAAUAAUAAGGUAUAUUUUUUGAUAAAUAAAAUUAAUGAUGCAGAAUACAUAUGUGUAUGGUUAGUUAAAUUAAUUUUUCUGCAGUAAAUUCCUGAUCAUCCAUCAUAAUUCUGUAAUCGUAAGUUGUUUAUGAAAGAUUUUCAAGCAAGUGAUACAGCUUAAAAUGGGUGAUAUUUAGAGUGUGAUGUUGGCUAAACAACUUUGCUUGGUGCCAUUUUUACUUCUACAAAAAUAUGUGAAAUAAGGAAAAGUUGAAACUAAAAAAAAAGAAAACAUUUGAAAAAAGUCUGAAGAAUCUCAUCCUUGUUACCUUACCAAAUAGAAAAAUAUUAGCUUGCUGGAGAGAUGUUUAAAUUUUAUGUAUGAUGCAUGCUUUGUUGCAGGAUUAUUCAUCAUGUUCUUGAAUUGAUAUUUACAGCAUUUAGUAAAAGAUCUGCAUUUUACAAUUCAAAUAUUUUAUUUUUACUGUGGAUUUUUACAGUAGAGCACUGAUUAUUCGCACUUACCAAGAUUGGGCCCAUUUCAAAUACGUAGAAGUUCAAAUAAUUGUAAAAACAGCUUCGGGGAUGCUUCUGACUACAUGAAAACAUAUGAAAUACAUGUUUGCGAUGCAUAAAAUUUAUGUUUCAGCCGAAUUUUUGCAGUUACUAGGUACAUUUAAGAAAAUAUUGUGUAUGUACAAUUUUCCUUCAUGCUUUACCCAGGUUAGGGUUACCCCGUUUAGAAUUCAACUGUCUAGACCUUCAUUUUCCUCCUCUUCCAAGUCCUUAUUUUCUCAUACAUUGGGAGGAAUGUUUUGAAUUUUGCUUGCUCAGUCUCAAAAAAAUGAGAGGGAUAGUUCACUCGGAUAAUCGGAAAGUUCAGUUCGUUGGAGUUGGGAUAAUUGGGCAGUGCAAUUAAUUGAAGUUAGGAUUAUUGGUCAGUUCAGUAGAUUGGAGUUUGGGUAAUUGGGGUCAGUUGGAGUUGGGACAAUCAAUUCUCUACUGUAAUUUAUGCCAUUUUUUUCCAACACAAAUGUAAGCUAUGCUUUGUUCAUGUUAUUAUUAUUAUUUUUUUUUUUUUGAUUAGAUAAAAAAGCAACCCAGUGCAUUUUGUAUUCAUCAUAUAAAUGAGCUUAUGUAUUAAAGUUUUAACUCUUUGUCAUUCCUUUAUUAUAGUUAGAGCACAUUUUGAAAUGCUCUAUUUUCACUUUUAAAAAUGUUUAUUUAUUGAUUUAUUUAUUCUAAAAAAAAGGCUCACUUCAAAUGAAUGAGUUGAUAUAGUGAUCACUUUUAAGAGUUUCUUAAGCAAUUUCUAGAAAUAAAAAAAUAAUGUAUCUUUGUUUUUUUCUUUUUAAAAUAUAGUUGCACAAUAUUAAUGAAUAUGUUGUUUUUUUUUAUCUUUAAAAAAAUACAUUAAAAUUGUCUUUGGCAUAUUGUAUAUGUUUUUUUGUGGAGGUAGGAGAGAAUUUUUUUUAAAAGAAAAAUGCGUCAUGAAUUAUAAUUUAUUUAUUUUUAAAUUCUUUUCUUUAAAUGCAAUGUGUUUUUCUUGUAGAUAUAGUAUGCUUCUGCAUUUAUAAUACGCUGUUGAAAGGAAUUUUUUAUUGUUAAAUAUAUUUUAUGCAAUGUUUAAAAACACUGAAUAGGAGAACUUACAUGAUCUUCAUUGGAUUGUUUUUAUGGUAUGUUUUUGUUACUAACAUUUUUUAUGAAAGCCAUAUUUUAUUCCAAAUGUGAAUAUGUGACUUAAUUUUCUUAACUUAUCUUGUUAUUAACAUUUGUUCCUAUUUUAUUAAGUUGGUUUUAGCAUAAUUUAUUCAAUAUUUAUUUGAUUUUUAAAUGGUAUUUUAUUUAACAUAGCUACAAGUUAGAAGAUUUAAGUUUUUCUAAUUAUAUUUUUAUGAAAUUAUACAGUGUA